AUGGAAAAAGUAAUGAGAAAUGAACCCAAGCUUCUGCCCCUCAAGCUCAGUGUGAUGUUGAGACAAAUGGUACCUCCUGUUCCCAAUAGGCCCAGGCCCCGAGAGGCCAAGAUUAAGGCUCGAGACCAUCGCGGCAAGAAGGAGAUGCUGAAACAGCUGGGAGACCUAAAGGUGGAGCUGUCCCAGCUGCGCGUGGCUGAAGUGACAGGCGGUGCGGCUUCCAAACUCUCCAAGAUCCGAGUGGUUCGUAAAUCCAUUGCCCGCGUACUGACCGUCAUUAACCAGACUCAGAAAGAGAACCUCAGGAAAUUCUAUAAGGGCAAGAAGUACAAGCCCCUGUAUCUGCGGCCCAAGAAAACACGUGCCAUGUGCCGCUGGCUCAACAAGCAUGAAGAGAACCUGAAGACCAAGAAGCAGCAGCGGAAGGAGCGGCUGUACCCACUCCAGAAGUACGCCCUUAAGGCUUGA
Messenger RNA from Budorcas taxicolor (takin), 468 nucleotides. Its product is annotated as 60S ribosomal protein L35-like. Gene Ontology annotation, molecular function: structural constituent of ribosome; mRNA binding. Gene Ontology annotation, biological process: maturation of LSU-rRNA from tricistronic rRNA transcript (SSU-rRNA, 5.8S rRNA, LSU-rRNA); translation. NCBI's taxonomy places the organism in Eukaryota, Metazoa, Chordata, Mammalia, Artiodactyla, Bovidae. Gene Ontology annotation, cellular component: ribosome; cytosolic large ribosomal subunit. The coding region runs from base 1 to 468 and encodes 155 amino acids. The record is from RefSeq and is a predicted model, not a curated record. The transcript has 2 exons.